This is a messenger RNA of Daphnia pulex (common water flea), 712 nucleotides long. RefSeq names its product small nuclear ribonucleoprotein Sm D2 (gene SmD2). The record is from RefSeq and is a predicted model, not a curated record. The transcript has 4 exons. Gene Ontology annotation, molecular function: RNA binding. Gene Ontology annotation, cellular component: U5 snRNP; precatalytic spliceosome; U1 snRNP. NCBI's taxonomy places the organism in Eukaryota, Metazoa, Arthropoda, Branchiopoda, Diplostraca, Daphniidae. The coding region runs from base 288 to 656 and encodes 122 amino acids. Gene Ontology annotation, biological process: spliceosomal snRNP assembly; RNA splicing.
UCUCUUGACUCUACUUUCUGAGGUUUGUAUUUCCUUUCCUCUCGACUAAAACGAAUUCCAGUACAGAGUCCCAGACGUCUGACGUCUGGGAUUGUAAAUGUUUUUCUUGGCAAAUUUCAUUCUUUUCUUUUCACAACAAUUAUUAGAAAUUGAAACGUGUCUCUUAAAAAUCAUGUACGUUUUGUUUACGAAAAACAAGUGAAUAACGGUUUGAAAAGUUAAACGAAGCCGGGCUCAAAAAUAUUCCAAAGAAUAUUUCUCUAUCCGUUUACAUCCUUCUAUUUAUCAUGGCGGCUGUUGCAAAUAAACCCAAGUCGGAGAUGACACCGGAGGAAUUGGCCAAACGGGAAGAAGAAGAAUUCAACACUGGACCACUUUCAGUUUUGACUCAGAGUGUAAAAAACAACACUCAGGUCUUGAUCAACUGCCGUAACAACAAAAAGCUACUGGGACGUGUUAAAGCUUUUGACCGUCACUGCAAUAUGGUUCUAGAAAAUGUCAAGGAAAUGUGGACUGAAGUUCCCAGAACAGGGAAAGGAAAGAAGAAGAGCAAACCAGUCAACAAGGACCGUUUUAUCUCCAAAAUGUUCCUACGUGGAGAUUCUGUAAUAUUAGUAUUAAGAAAUCCUUUGGCUGGUACUCCUGGAGCAAAAUAAUUGUAUGUGUUUAUCUCUCACUUUUGUAUGAAAUAAAAAAAUCGAACAGCGGAAAA